Messenger RNA from Phyllostomus discolor (pale spear-nosed bat), 1917 nucleotides. It is a transcript of the gene WNT9B, whose product is annotated as Wnt family member 9B. Gene Ontology annotation, molecular function: cytokine activity; frizzled binding. Bases 1 to 1077 code for a protein of 358 amino acids. The record is from RefSeq and is a predicted model, not a curated record. The transcript has 4 exons. Gene Ontology annotation, cellular component: extracellular region. Lineage: Eukaryota; Metazoa; Chordata; Mammalia; Chiroptera; Phyllostomidae. Gene Ontology annotation, biological process: multicellular organism development; neuron differentiation; cell fate commitment.
AUGCGCCCCCCGUCUGCGCUGGCCCUGGCCGCGCUCUGCCUGCUGGCGCUGCCCGCCGCCGCCGCCGCCGCCUACUUCGGCCUGACCGGGCGGGAGGUCCUGACUCCCUUCCCAGGGCUGGGCACUGCGGCGGCCCCAGCGCAGAGCGGGGCCCACCUGAAGCAGUGUGACCUGCUGAAGCUGUCCCGCCGGCAGAAGCAGCUCUGCCGGCGGGAGCCCGGCCUGGCGGAGACCCUGCAGGACGCUGCCCAUCUCAGCCUGCUCGAGUGCCAGUUCCAGUUCCGGCACGAGCGCUGGAACUGCAGCCUGGAGGGGAGGACAGGCCUGCUCAAGAGAGGUUUCAAGGAGACGGCCUUCCUGUACUCGGUGUCCUCGGCGGCCCUCACCCACACGCUGGCCCGGGCCUGCAGCGCCGGGCGCAUGGAGCGCUGCACCUGCGACGACUCUCCAGGCCUGGAAAGCCGGCAGGCCUGGCAGUGGGGCGUGUGUGGCGACAACCUCAAGUACAGCACCAAGUUUCUGAGCAACUUCCUGGGGCCCAAGAGAGGAAGCAAAGACCUGCGGGCACGGGCAGACGCCCACAACACCCACGUGGGCAUCAAGGCUGUGAAGAGUGGUCUCAGGACCACUUGUAAAUGCCAUGGCGUGUCGGGCUCCUGCGCCGUGCGCACCUGCUGGAAGCAGCUCUCCCCAUUCCGAGAGACGGGCCAGAUGCUGAAGCUGCGCUAUGACUCAGCUGUCAAGGUGUCCAGUGCCACCAACGAGGCCUUGGGCCGCCUGGAGCUGUGGGCACCUGCUAGGCCAGGCAGCACGACCAAGGGCCUGGCCCCCCGGCCCGGGGACCUGGUCUACAUGGAGGACUCACCCAGCUUCUGCCGGCCCAGCAAGUACUCCCCUGGCACAGCAGGCCGAGUGUGCUCCCGGGAAGCCAGCUGCAGCAGCCUGUGCUGCGGGCGGGGCUACGACACCCAGAGCCGCCUGGUGGCCUUCUCCUGCCACUGCCAGGUGCAGUGGUGCUGCUACGUGGAGUGCCAGCAGUGCGUGCAGGAGGAGCUCGUGUACACCUGUAAGCACUAGGUCUGUUGCCCAAUGUGCCAGCGGGGCACUGCCAGGACCCCUCUCGGUGCCCAGCACCUUGAAGCCACCCAGCUGUUCAGCUGGCCCCUCCAGGCAGGUACACCCGCAUGCAUGCACUCAUCGAUGUAUGUGCCAGAGCACGCACACUCCUCUCUCCAUCGGGCUGGCUGUCUUCCCCUCCCUUGACUCUCAGAAUGAGAGGUACAGGCCCUACCCCUGAAGCCGGGGUCUCCAGCCUUUUUGAGGACUUGGAAGAAGAAGGCAGAAUGGGAAAGAUGUGGAAGGAAAUAAGGAAGACCAGGAAGAGGGCAAAACUGAAGUUUAGAGGGGAGAGGGGGAAUCUCCCACCAUCUCAAUUCCUGGGAUAAGUGGUCUUGAGCUGGAAAGGGGCAGGAAGUUGAGCUUCUGGGUUAAGCUGGCACAGGAGGCAGUGUCAGCUGGAAGCCGAGGCUGGAGUCUGGCCGGGAUGGGACGGUCCCUCCCAUUGGCCCUGCUCAGGUUGCAGUGAGCCUGGGGACCACACGCCAUCACCACCCGAAUAGCUUUGCUGUACUAGAGAUGAGGGGAAAGGCCAGGUGAUGGGAGCUGUUGGUUUGGAGGAAAAAAAGCUUUUUGGGCAUGAGUGGACCCAAGUCAGGUACAUGCCUGGAACUCUGUGUCCUUGACUUUGUUUUUAAAAUAUGCCUGCGCUGAGGCCUCAUUCUCACCCUGAGAGCUGUAAUCCACACCCACCCAGCCCUGCUCAGUCAGAGCACCAGCGGAUGUGAGACCAAUAGGGAGAGCCAGCCCCCAGAAUGGGGCUCCAGGAUGGGGCUCAGGUGGGGCACCGAGGUGGCACAG